AUGUGUAGAAGCUUCUUAUGGGCUAAUGGUGAAAAAGUUAAUGGGAAAGCUAAAAUCAAAUGGGAUGAUGUUUGUAAACCUAAAGAUUAUGGAGGAUUGUGGAUUAAGAAUUUAAGGAAAUGGAAUGACGCUUUACUUGCAAAACAUGUGUGGAAUGUUGUUAAUAAUAAAAAUUCUUUAUGGGUGCAAUGGGUGAAAGCUUAUUACAUUGGAAAGAGGAAUUUUUGGGAUAUAUUGCAAAAGAAAAGCAUGAGUUGGACCUGGAAGAGAUUUUUGGAGAUUAGGAAAAUUGUUAGACCUCAUAUUGUUGCUUGUGUGGGAAAUGGGAGGAACACCUCUUUAUGGCAUGAUUGGUGGCAUCCUUUAGGUAUUUUAAGCACUAUCAUUCCAAGAAGAGAAUGGAUUAGCAAUGGAUUUAAUGACUUAUCUUUGGUUAGUGACGUGCUUGAUUAUGAUACUUAUUGUUGGCCUGUAAAUUGGGUUGAUAAAUUUUCAGGUCUAAAGGAUGCUCCUAUGUUUUGUAUUGAUCCAAAUAUGAGAGAUGUUGCUGGUUGGAGAGAUAAGGAGGGUAAUUGCAAGAAAUUUUCGUGUAAUCAAGUGUGGAGAGAUAUUAAUAAUUUUGGGAAUAAGGUGCCAUGGAAGGAAAUCGUUUGGUAUGGUAAGGGCAUUCCUAGAAAUUCUUUCAUUUUAUGGAUGGAUAUCUUGAAUAGAUUGAAAACUCAGGAUCGUGUAAGAGUUUGGGAAACAUCAGGAAUUCUCCUCUGUCCUUUUUGUAAUCUUAUUCCUGAUUCACAUGAUCAUCUUUUCUCUAAUUGUGAAUUCUCACAAAGUAUUUGGAGACAUUUUUGUGAUAAGAUGAGAAUUAAUUUGGUGAUGGGUGGCUGGAAUGAUCUGAUUCUGAAGUGUUGCAAGCUGUUUUACAAGGAUUCUGGUGAGAAUUUAAUUAAUAAAUGUAUCCUUGCGAGUUGUGUGGCACAUAUUUGGAAGGAAAGGAGUGCUAGGAUUUUUAAUAAUAGGAGAUUAACAGCUGAAGGAGUGAUAGCUUGUAUUGAGAAUGAAAUCAGAUUAAAGCUGUUGGGAUUAAGGAAUAAUAACAAUUUGAUUAAUGAAAGAAUCUAUAAGGAUUGGGGCAUUUAUGGAAAGGACAAAAAUAAGAGAUGA
Molecule: messenger RNA, 1161 nt
Organism: Lactuca sativa (garden lettuce)
Lineage: Eukaryota; Viridiplantae; Streptophyta; Magnoliopsida; Asterales; Asteraceae
Source: RefSeq, a predicted model, not a curated record